AUGGUUUGCAACCGGCGUUUUCCUGCUGGGUGGCAUAUUUCGGACCGUGCCGCCACUUCUUUCGACACCAACUGUGUGGAAAUACGAACCGCCAAAGUAUGCGCACCUGGCAGUGCGCAGUGCCCCGGAACAAGCAGCACAAACUACAGGCAACGAAUUGAAACCUGGAGAGGUUUUCGAAGUGCAAGGUGUCAAGGAGGUUGGCAAGUCGACAUUCCUGGAGCUGGCAGAUGGCAAAGGCUGGAUUCUGGCGGCCUCGCCAGUGCUGGGCACGAUUUGCAUUCCACAUGGAGGUUUCACCCUUUGGCGUUUCCAACCUCCGCAGCACCGGCCCUUGGACCUCCGCGCUGCGCCAACGCUGAGCGCCGCGCGCACGGGACAUCGGUUGCUGCCGGGAAUUCGGUUUCGGUGCGUGCGCGAAGUGGCCGAGGGCGGCCAGCGUUUUCUGGAAUUGGACACUGGCGAGGGCUGGGCGUUUGA
Messenger RNA from Cladocopium goreaui, 480 nucleotides. Lineage: Eukaryota; Dinophyceae; Suessiales; Symbiodiniaceae. The record is from the annotation of a GenBank genome assembly.